Messenger RNA from Miscanthus lutarioriparius, 852 nucleotides. The record is from the annotation of a GenBank genome assembly. NCBI's taxonomy places the organism in Eukaryota, Viridiplantae, Streptophyta, Magnoliopsida, Poales, Poaceae.
AUGGAGCUCGUGGGGCUAGGCCAAAAGCAAGCAGUGCUCUGCUGCGAGAUCCAUGACGAAAGGGGCAAGCUCCGUCGGUUGGUGUGCCCGACUCCGCUGGUGGAGUGCAAGUGGCGAGAGGAAGAAGAACAAGUUCCUGCAAGUGACCCAAGGCAUAAAAAAUCUGGUACUAAAAUUCCAUAUGUAGCUCUUCCUCUUACUGAAGUUUGCCAAUUGCUAGCUCUGAAUACGGCUAGGUACAACUUCGAUGUCAAGAAGUCUCAUUCGAAGAAGGAAUGCCUGAUUACUGUUGAAAAACUUCUGAAAUCAGCUGAUUUUCUGGUUGAUGGUAGCUGCGUCUUUGGUGUGAGGAUAUUACAAGCAGAUGUCUCUCCUAAAAACAACCUUGCUGUGGCUCCAGAUAAUACUAUCACAAUUCGGGAACUGUUUCUGCAGAAGAAGGAAUUCAUCAAAGGAAAUUACACCCGGAACGUGAACAACUUCCUUGCCUUGAAGGACUCGGUCCUUUCUCCCGCAUUUGAAGCCUGUGGGCACAAAUGGCACAUCCGGAUGCAUCCACUCGGUAACCAAUACAGCACAGAUUCACUUUCCAUGUACCUGGUAAUGCAUGACCCGGCUGAGCUUUCUCAUGAGUCCGGGAAGAUGUUUGAAGUGACCCUGUCCAUCCUGAACCAAGAGAAGGGACAACACUACAGCCGUGCAGACUUCAUUCCACUCAAGAUACUGAAGGACCCUUCCAAAGGCUACCUCGUGGGAUCCAAGUGGAGUGUGAAGGCGGACAUCACUUGCAUUGGGUCAUCCAACAAUGUUCAGACACCACUUGUUGCAUCUCUCUUGAAGGACGAGAAGUAA